Molecule: messenger RNA, 765 nt
Organism: Aspergillus aculeatus ATCC 16872
Lineage: Eukaryota; Fungi; Ascomycota; Eurotiomycetes; Eurotiales; Aspergillaceae
Product: ribulose-phosphate 3-epimerase RPE1
Exons: 3
Coding region: 1-765 (254 amino acids)
Biological process (GO): pentose-phosphate shunt, non-oxidative branch; carbohydrate metabolic process; pentose-phosphate shunt
Cellular component (GO): cytosol
Molecular function (GO): D-ribulose-phosphate 3-epimerase activity; metal ion binding
Source: RefSeq, a predicted model, not a curated record
AUGUGUCCCCCCGCGAUCAUUGCCCCCUCCAUUCUGAGCGCCGACUUCGGCACCCUGGGCAGCGAAUGCUCAACCAAGAUCGCCCAGGGCGCCGACUGGUUGCACGUCGACAUCAUGGACGGCCACUUCGUUCCCAACAUCACCUUCGGGGCCCCUGUUGUUUCUGCGAUCCGAUCCCAUGUCGCCCGUCCCACGGAAGCUCACGGCAAGGGAACAUUUGACUGCCACAUGAUGAUUGCGGAGCCCCACAAAUGGGUCAAAGAGUUCCAAAAGGCCGGCUGCGACCUCUACUGCUUCCACUACGAAGCCGCCGUCUCCUCCGUCGCGGCCACCGAACCCGCCGACAAGACCACCACCCGCCACACCUCCCCCAAGGAGCUGAUCCGCUACAUCCACGAGCAAGGCAUGCAGGCCGGCAUCGCCAUCAAGCCCGAUACCCCCGUGGAUGUGCUCUGGGAGAUUCUGGAGACGGAGGAUGCGAAGGAGAAGCCCGAUAUGGUCCUCGUAAUGACCGUCCACCCGGGCUUCGGCGGCCAGAAGUUCAUGGCCUCGGAGCUGCCCAAGGUCAAGGCCCUGCGGGAACGCUAUCCGGACCUCAACAUCGAGGUCGACGGCGGGUUGGGCGUGGGCACGAUCGACCAGGCGGCCGAGGCGGGCGCCAAUGUCAUCGUCGCGGGGUCGGCGGUCUUCGGCGCCCAGGAUCCGGCCGACGUCAUCGAGAAGCUGCGCCAGGCGGUGAACAAGUAUAGGAAAGAAGAAGAGUAA